Molecule: messenger RNA, 1319 nt
Organism: Physeter macrocephalus (sperm whale)
Lineage: Eukaryota; Metazoa; Chordata; Mammalia; Artiodactyla; Physeteridae
Gene: GUSB
Product: glucuronidase beta
Exons: 7
Coding region: 1-1071 (356 amino acids)
Biological process (GO): carbohydrate metabolic process; glucuronoside catabolic process
Molecular function (GO): beta-glucuronidase activity; signaling receptor binding; carbohydrate binding
Source: RefSeq, a predicted model, not a curated record
AUGCCCAGUGCUUGGCUUUUGCAGGUGAAGCUGACCGCACAGACGGCUGCUGGGUUUGUGUCUGACUUCUACACGCUCCCCGUGGGGAUCCGCACCGUGGCUGUCACAGAGAGCCAGUUCCUCAUCAACGGGAAGCCUUUCUAUUUCCACGGGGUCAACAAGCAUGAGGAUGCAGACAUCCGAGGGAAGGGCUUUGACUGGCCGCUGCUGGUGAAGGACUUCAACCUGCUUCGCUGGCUGGGCGCCAAUGCCUUCCGCACCAGCCACUACCCCUACGCAGAGGAGGUGAUGCAGCUCUGCGACCGCUAUGGGAUCGUGGUCAUCGACGAGAGUCCCGGCGUGGGCAUCGUGCUGGCCCAGAGCUACAGCAACGUGUCUCUGCAGCACCACCUGGAGGUGAUGGAGGAGAUGGUCCGCAGGGACAAGAAUCACCCGGCUGUUGUGAUGUGGUCUGUGGCCAAUGAACCUGCUUCCUUCCUGAAACCGGCUGGUUACUACUUUAAGACGCUGAUUGCCCACACCAAAGCCUUGGACCCCUCCCGGCCCGUGACCUUUGUGACCAACUCCAACUAUGAAGCAGACCUGGGGGUGCCAUAUGUGGACGUCAUCUGUGUGAACAGUUACUACUCCUGGUAUCAUGACUACGGACACAUGGAGGUAAUUCAGCUGCAGCUGGCAACCCAGUUUGAGAGCUGGUAUAAGACCUACCGGAAGCCAAUUAUUCAGAGCGAGUACGGAGCAGAAACCAUCACAGGGUUUCACGAGGAUCCACCUCUGAUGUUCAGUGAAGAGUACCAGAAAGGCCUGCUUGAGCAGUAUCACGUGGUUCUGGAUCAAAAACGAAAAGAAUAUGUGGUUGGAGAGCUUGUCUGGAAUUUUGCUGAUUUUAUGACUGACCAGUCGCCACAGAGGGCGAUAGGGAAUAGAAAAGGGAUCUUCACUCGUCAGAGACAACCGAAAAGUGCAGCAUUCCUGUUGCGGGAGAGAUACUGGAAACUUGCCAAUGAAACCAAGUACCACCGGUCAGCUGUGAAGUCACAAUGUGUGGGAAACAGCCCGUUUACUUUUUAAGCAAGAACUACCUCUCUGCUGACACCGGCUCUGUCAGCCCCUCCUUCCCAAGUAGGGGGCGACUUCCACAGGACACAGAGCAAGCGCUUCCUGGACUGUGCAUGGCAGACCAGGAAGUUUCUGGUCUGGAUUUUGUGGUCAUUUGCUAGAAGGAACAUUAGAGGUGAAAAUAAAGGCUUUUGUAGUAUGAGAAUAAAGAGUUGGCUUAAAAGUGACCAUCCAUAAAUUCAAUGAUCUGUACUGCUGAA